AUGUCAAAAGAAACUAAAGUUGAUGUUGUUACAUCAAACGUUGAACAUUAUUCCAAUGAUCUUGAAUCUAAUAAUGUUACUGGUCAUAUCCAGAAUGAUGGAUUAAAAAGAGGUUUAUUACCUCGUCAUAUUAUUUUAAUUUCAAUCGGUGGGGUUAUUGGUACUGGUUUAUUCGUUGGUUCAGGUAGUGCUUUAGCUACUGGUGGACCAGCUGCUUUUUUCACUGCUUAUUUAAUUAUUUCUUUAGUAGUUUAUCUUGUCAUGGUGAUGUUAACUGAAAUGGCUACAUUCUUACCUUUGAAAGGUAAAUCCAUUGCUACUAUGGGAUCUCGUUAUGUUGAUGAAAGUUUAGCUUUUGCUAUGGGUUGGAAUUAUUGGUAUGCUUAUAAUAUUUUAGUCCCAACUGAAAUUACUGCAGCUGCUAUUGUUGUUGAAUAUUGGACAAGUUCUGUACCUGUUGCUGCUUGGAUCACUAUUUUCCUUUUUGUUGUUAUUGCCCUUAAUUGUAUGCCUGUCAGAAUUUAUGGUGAAACUGAAUUUUGGUUUGCUUCUAUUAAAGUCAUUGCCAUCGUCGGGUUAAUUAUUUUAGGUAUCGUUAUUUUCUUCGGAGGUGCCCCAAAUCAACAUGGAGUUCAAGGGUUCCAUUAUUGGAAAACUCCAGGUGCUUUUGCCCAGCAUUUAGCCACAGGUAAUACUGCAAAAUUCUUAGACGUUUGGACCUCAUUAGUUAAGAGUGCUUUCGCUUUCGUUUUGGGUUCAGAAUUAGUCGUUAUUGGAAGUGGUGAAGCUAAACAAGCCAGAAGAUCUUUACCAACUGCUGCUAAAACUUUCGUCUAUCGUGUUUUAACUUUCUACAUCUGUGGAUCAUUAGUCAUUGGUAUCAUGGUUCCUUAUAACAAUCCAAAUCUUUUAACAGGUACUGGUAAUGCUGCAUCUUCACCUUUCGUCAUUGGUAUCAAAUUAGUAGGAAUUCCAGUCUUAGAUCAUAUCAUUAAUGCUGUUAUCUUAACUUCAGCUUGGAGUUCAGGUAAUUCCUAUUUAUAUGCUUCCACUAGAGCUUUAUUGAGUUUAGCUGAUGAUGGACAUGCUCCAAAAUUCUUCAAAAAAACCACCAACUGGGGUGUUCCUUUAACUAUCAUUCCUUGUGGUUUAUUCAGUUUAUUAGCUUACUUGAAUGUUUCAAGUAAUGCUGCUGAUGCUUUCACUUGGUUUUCCAAUAUUUGUACCAUUUCAGGUUUCUUUUCUUGGAUUACUAUUAGUAUUUGUUACCUUAGAUUUAGAAAAGCUGUUCAAGUCCAAGGUAUUUAUGAUACUUUACCUUACAAAGCACCUUUCCAACCAUAUGGUGCUUAUUUCAUCUUAAUUUUUGUUUCAAUUCUUACUUUAACUAAUGGUUAUGCUGUUUUCUUUGAUUUCAAUGGUUCAGAUUUCGUUGCUGCUUAUAUCACCUUACCAUUAUUCUUUAUUCUUUACUUUGGACACAAAAUCUAUAAUAGAGUUGUUCAUGGAUAUACCAGAUGGUACAUUCCAGCUGAAGAAGUUGAUUUAGUCACUGGUUUAGAUGAAAUCGAAGCUGAAGAAGCCGCUCACCCUUAUAAUCCUCCAAAAGAUUUCAAAGGUAAAGUAUGGCAAUUAGUUGCUGGUUAA
Messenger RNA from Yamadazyma jaroonii, 1647 nucleotides. The record is from the annotation of a GenBank genome assembly. NCBI's taxonomy places the organism in Eukaryota, Fungi, Ascomycota, Pichiomycetes, Serinales, Debaryomycetaceae.